This is a messenger RNA of Manihot esculenta (cassava), 944 nucleotides long. Its product is annotated as agamous-like MADS-box protein AGL80. The coding region runs from base 122 to 847 and encodes 241 amino acids. The record is from RefSeq and is a predicted model, not a curated record. Gene Ontology annotation, biological process: positive regulation of transcription by RNA polymerase II. NCBI's taxonomy places the organism in Eukaryota, Viridiplantae, Streptophyta, Magnoliopsida, Malpighiales, Euphorbiaceae. The transcript has a single exon. Gene Ontology annotation, molecular function: RNA polymerase II cis-regulatory region sequence-specific DNA binding; DNA-binding transcription factor activity, RNA polymerase II-specific; protein dimerization activity.
AAUCAUAUCCAAUUAAUGUGGGUAUCUCCCAGACUCUAUAAAUAUCAUAGGAUGUAAGGACUCCAAAAUAGCAGAGAGUGUAACCAAACUUCCAUAUUCUUGUUCUUUCUUUGCUGCUGCCAUGACUAGAAAGAAGGUUAAGCUUGCAUAUAUCACUAAUGAUUCUGCAAGAAAAGCAACUUAUAAGAAAAGGAAGAAGGGACUAAUGAAGAAGGUGAGCGAGUUAAGCACCCUUUGUGGGAUCGAUGCUUGUGCCAUAAUUUAUAGCCCAUAUGAUUCUCAACCUGAAGUUUGGCCAUCUCCUUUGGGAGUCCAACGAGUGCUGGCUCAGUUCAGGAACAUGCCUGAGAUGGAUCAGAGCAAGAAAAUGGUGAAUCAAGAGAGUUUCCUCAGGCAAAGGAUCACGAAAGCCAAUGAGCAGCUGAAGAAACAGCGCAAGGAAAAUCGUGAGAAGGAGAUGACACAGGUCAUGUUCCAGGGCUUGAUUGGAAAGAGCCUGAACAGCUUGAACAUGAUGGACUUGAACGAUCUUGGAUGGUUGAUAGAUCAGAACUUGAAGGAGAUUCAUAAGAGAGUUGAGACUCUUAACAAAGAGGCUAAUAAUUCCCAAGUUGUAGCAGCCGCGGCAACAUAUGGGGCAGGACCUAGUGUGGAGGUUAAAAUCAGCCCUGAGCAAGCAGAGAGGCAAGCUUUUGAGGUGAACAUAGAUGCCAUGCAGAGGCAACAGUGGCUCAUGGACUGGAUCAACCCACAAGAGCCUAUGGGAUUUGGUGGGGAUGAGGUCAAUAAUCUCCCUUUUGGGGAUGCCAAUCACAAUGCUCUUUGGUCUAGUGCAUUUUUCCCAUGAAGGGAGAUUCAAUUAGGGUUUGCAAAUUCUGAAUUUCUUAUGUCUUAUGGGAUCAUCUGAUGAUGUUUAAUCAAUUGGGACAUAUGUUCUCAAUCUG